GUGACCUGUUCCUGGUGCAAGAAUGCCAACCUUAGAUGAUAUUCUAGAGCAGAUUGGAGAGUUUGACUUGUACCAGAAAAGAGCAUUUUUUGUCCUGUGUUUGCUGUCUGCUGCCUUCACACCCAUCUAUGUUGGUAUCGUAUUCUUAGGUUUUACUCCUGAGCAUCGUUGCCAGACUGCUGGGCUUCCUGAAUUAACAGCCAGAUGUGGCUGGAGCCUUGAAGAGGAGCUGAAUCAUACCCUUCCAAAGAAAGAAACCCAUGGGGAUGUUUUCAUUAGUCAGUGCCAGAGAUACAAUGUGGACUGGAAUGUAUCUGAGCUCAAUUGCACAAAUCCAAUUAAUUUUUUCACUGCUGAUAGCAAUGUCAGCCACAUUCCUGUUGUUGCAUGCCAAGAUGGUUGGAUUUUUGAUUUCCAUGGAUCAUCCAUUGUGACUGAGUUUAACCUGGUGUGCAAAGAUGCUUGGAAACUGGAUCUAUUUCAGUCAUGCGUGAAUGUGGGCUUUUUUCUUGGUUGUGUAAGCAUUGGCUACCUGGCAGACAAGUUUGGCCGAAAACGGUGCUUACUAAUUACCAUCCUAAUAAAUUCUAUCUCUGGUGUUCUUGUGGCUGUUGUCCCUAGUUACACAUGGGUAGUGGUUUUUCGCUUGAUACAAGGAUCGGUCAGCAAAGGAGGCUGGUUAACAGGAUAUAUCUUGAUUGCAGAGUUUGUUGGUGUGAACUACAGAAGAACAGUUGGCAUUGUUUAUCAAGUGGCCUUCAGUGUUGGACUCCUCAUACUUGCUGCUGUUGCUUAUGGAAUUCCUCACUGGAGAUGGCUUCAGCUUGCUGUCACAUUGCCAAAUUUCUUCUUUUUGCUCUAUUAUUGGUGUCUUCCAGAAUCCCCAAGAUGGUUGAUAGCCCAGCAGGAAAAUGACAAAGCUCUGAAAAUUAUUAAGCGUAUAGCUAAGGGGAAUCAAAAGACGCUGCCACCAUCCAUGGAGAAACUUCGGCCUGAGGAAGAAAUAAGCGAUAAGCCUAGCCCUUCCUUUAUAGACCUGGUGAGAACACCACAGAUAAGGAAACAUACAUUAAUCUUAAUGUACACUUGGUUUACCAGUGCUGUAGUGUAUCAGGGCCUCAUCAUGCAUCUGGGAAUUGGUGGAGGCAACAUUUACCUGGACUUUUUCUAUUCUGCUCUUGUGGAAUUCCCUGCUGCCAUCAUACUCAUAGUCACAGUUGACCGUAUAGGCCGCCGUUUUCCCUGGGCUGUGGCAAAUUUUAUGACAGGAAUUGCCUGUCUCAUUACUGCCUUAGUUCCUGAAGAUCUCUAUUGGCUAAAAAUGACUGCAGCUUGCCUUGGCAGGCUGGGUAUUACCAUGUGCUAUGAAAUGGUUUGCUUAGUCAAUGCAGAACUCUAUCCAACUUUCCUCAGGAACCUGGGGGUUCUUGUCUGCUCUUCCAUGAGUGAUAUUGGGGGGAUCAUAACUCCGUUCAUUGUCUAUAGGCUGGCAAACAUUUGGCAUGAACUUCCGCUUAUCGUCUUUGCUGUCAUUGGCCUUGUGGAUGGUGGUCUGGUUUUGCUCUUACCUGAAACCAAAGGGAAAACUUUACCUGAGACUAUUCAUGAUGCUGAAAAUCUGCACAGACCAGGGAGGCCCAAAGAAAAAAUGAUUUAUCUUCAUGUGCAGAACUCAGAUGUGUCAACUUACUGAAGAACAACUGUGUUCCCCACAAGUUUCCAUGGAUGCGUAAGGAGAGAAAAGCAAAAGGGUGGAUACAAGCACAACUCUUCAGUUUUCUCAGAAAUGUUUAAACAUUCAAUAUCUUCUGCUUUCUGUCUCCACUAAGACUGUCAUACAUUCCAGGGAAUUCUGUGGUCCUGGUAAACAUUUUAAAGCUUUCCCCUCCAGUUAUGUAAUCUGGCUUGAAUUUCUCGGAUUGGAGAAACUGGGCUAGAGACGGUGCUCAUUAAUAGCCUAAAAUGCAACAUGUAAAUUAUGUCUUUAUAUAUAAGCCCCAUUGAGUCUAAUAGGCCAUAUGACUUUGUUGAUAAAACUGCAGACUUAAGGAACCAUACGUGGAAGGAGUCACUCAAAUGGAAAUAUAACAUAAAAUAUGAUAGAGAAAUUGACAUUGUUUGAAAGCUUGAUUUCAAUCUGUUCCUAUUUUUUCCCUUAAGCUUGUUCUGUUUCAUUUAUCCGCUGAUGUUUUCUGUUUCUCACACACAAAUGUAUCUGCAUUUUCAUGAACAUUUCUUUCAAAUACACAAUACUGUUAGCAAGGUUCCUAAUAUUCAGAUCUCUGUUAGAACUUUUCAGAAAGAACCAGCAUUCUGGGCCAGGGAUGUCCCUUGGCUUAGGAAAGAUAAACUAGAGGACACUAACCAAAUAGUAAUGCAUAGUCCCAAAACAUCCACCAGAGUUUCAUUUUAUUCUGCUUAUAGGUAGUCUUCAUUUAGCAAUCAAAAUUGGGGCUGAUGAUUCAAUCGUGCAGCAAAAUAACCACUAAGUAAAACUGCAAUUGUGCUUAUGAUCUUACUUCAAAUUUCCUUUGAUGUACAAGGUCAUAAAUACAAGGACCAACCAUAAAGUUACUUUUUCAUCACCGUCAUAACUACAAACUGUUGUUCAACAAGGCAGUUGCUAAACAAGGAGUACUUGUAGUUAAUCAUGUGAUCCUCUGUCCCACUAAACAUUAUCAUUUGAUAAUAGCUUUUGGGAGCCUCCAGAGAAGGGCAGUACUCAAGAUUUCAGGAGCAAUCUGGGGCUCAGGAUCCUUAACCUAAGUGCACCCUGUGAGUGGACGGUCCCUUUUGCAACCCGGAGAUCUUUCUGUCUAUGACUGGCAAAACCGACUCUUUACAAUCAAUUUUGAGGGAGAGGCGACAAUUUAGUAUACAUUUGAAAAUAUGCUUAACCGUUGUUUCAAAAAGACAAGAAGAAAUGAGACUCUAGAAAGAGUACAGAGAAGAGCAACAAAGAUGAUUAGGGGACUUGAGGCUAAAACAUAUAAGAAACGGUUGCUGGAAUUGAGUAUGUCUAGUUUAAUGAAGAGAAGGA
Molecule: messenger RNA, 3040 nt
Organism: Crotalus tigris (Tiger rattlesnake)
Lineage: Eukaryota; Metazoa; Chordata; Lepidosauria; Squamata; Viperidae
Product: solute carrier family 22 member 2-like
Exons: 11
Coding region: 23-1693 (556 amino acids)
Biological process (GO): transmembrane transport
Cellular component (GO): membrane
Source: RefSeq, a predicted model, not a curated record